Messenger RNA from Epithele typhae, 483 nucleotides. Its product is annotated as ribosomal protein L21e-domain-containing protein. Gene Ontology annotation, molecular function: structural constituent of ribosome. Gene Ontology annotation, cellular component: ribosome; cytosolic large ribosomal subunit. Lineage: Eukaryota; Fungi; Basidiomycota; Agaricomycetes; Polyporales; Epitheliaceae. The record is from RefSeq and is a predicted model, not a curated record. Bases 1 to 483 code for a protein of 160 amino acids. Gene Ontology annotation, biological process: translation. The transcript has 4 exons.
AUGCCGCACUCCUUCGGUUACCGCGCGCGUACGCGCGACAUGUUCAAGCGGGGCUUCAAGGAGCACGGCCCCAUCAAGCUGUCCACCUACCUCAUCAACUACCGCAUUGGCGACAUCGUCGAUAUCAAGGCGAAUGCUGCGCAGCAAAAGGGUAUGCCCCACAAGUACUACCACGGCCGGACUGGUAUUGUUUACAACGUCACCCCCUCUGCCGUCGGCAUCAUCGUCUACAAGGUCGUUGGCAACCGCUACAUGGAGAAGCGCGUCAACAUCCGUGUGGAGCACAUCCGGCACUCGAAGUGCAGGCAGGAGUUCCUUGACCGUGUCAAGAGCAACCACGAGGCGCACGCUGCGGCGAAGGCGAAGGGCGAGCGCGUCACCUUGAAGCGUCAACCCGUCCUCCCCCGCGGUGCAGUAACAAUCUCUACGAAGGACAAUGCGCCCCAGACGAUGACGCCUGUACGCUACGAGACGACCAUCUAA